Messenger RNA from Radiomyces spectabilis, 6038 nucleotides. RefSeq names its product chitin synthase-domain-containing protein. NCBI's taxonomy places the organism in Eukaryota, Fungi, Mucoromycota, Mucoromycetes, Mucorales, Radiomycetaceae. Bases 251 to 5791 code for a protein of 1846 amino acids. The transcript is spliced from 3 exons. Gene Ontology annotation, molecular function: cytoskeletal motor activity; chitin synthase activity; ATP binding. The record is from RefSeq and is a predicted model, not a curated record. Gene Ontology annotation, cellular component: cell septum; myosin complex; cell periphery.
CCUCGCUCACUUGUUUCUUUUUUAAACUUUUUCCUCUCUUGUCGCUUUAUUUAUUUUUGAGCUUUUUUCUUAUUUUUUUGCAGCGGAAUUUUGGAUUUUUCUUGGACAGACCACCACUCCAAAAAAUUGACUCUUAUCGCCUCUCUUCCCAACUUUCAGCAAUUUUUUUUUUGUACACCAGAGCAACCCAACCCCACCCUAAACUCGGUUGUUGCUCCCUUUGAGUUGCUCAAAUAAAAAAUAGAAGACCAUGGGGAAAUCCAAACGGAAAUCAGUCAACGCCUAUCCCAAUAAUCUUGCUCAUCUAAUACCCGCCACCGACCAAGCUUGCACAGCCUGUAUUCAAACAAGACACGGCAAUAAUCACAUCUAUACCAACAUCGGUGACUCGCAUCUCGUCGUCGUUAAUCCUUAUCAACCCAUCGCUUACAAUGAUGAACAAACCAGCCUCGAAUACGUUGCCCUGUACAAAGAUACCCACCCUCACCUACCUCAGGAACCACAUCUUUACGGUUUGAUCAACCGUGUCUACUUUCGUAUGCGACGUACCACCGAAGAUCAAUGCGUUAUAUUGUGUGGUGAAUCGGGCAGUGGGAAGACAGAGAUCCGGCAAUUGGCACUCCGCCACCUCGUGAAACUCAGUUGUACCAAGAAAGAAUCCAAGGCACAGACGCAAGUGAUGCAUUCGCAGACAGUAUUGCACGCUUUUGGCACCGCGGCCACGGUUCAGAAUACGCAAGCUACACGAUACGGCUACUAUACUGAACUUCAAUUCAACGAACGGGGUCGCAUGACUGGGGCCAAGACACUGCAUUACUGCUUGGAUACAUCCCAUGUUGUCAGCCGCGGCGGCAAUAACUUUGCCGUCUUUUACAUGCUGCUAACCGGCUGCGAUCCAGAAGAACGUCGCAUACUCCAGCUUGCCGGUGAUGCAUCCAUGUACCAGUAUUUGAAACGAGCUAGACCGGCACCAGCGGAUGCGUCUCGCGAUACCUUGGACACUCUCAAACAUGCUUUGAAAGCCGUGGGCUGUCGAAAAGACCACGUGAGCCGCAUUUUCCAGUUACUUGCUGCCAUCCUGCAUCUCGGUAACCUGAUAUUUGUUGAUCCCACCGGGGCGCGGACCGAAGAAGCCGCGUAUGUGAAAAAUGAGGAAACCUUGGCCCUCGUCGCCGACCUCGUCGGUUUGGAUCCCGUGGCCCUGGAAAAUAUCUUGGCGUACAAAACCACUCUCAUUCGAAAAGACGUCACCACCCUUAUUCUCAAUGCCGAUCAAGCGAGCCUCCAGCGCGAUCAAUUAGCCCAAUGUCUAUAUUCUCUUCUUUUCUCUUGGCUCAUUGAGCGGUUCAAUGCCAAACUUUGCCGUGACGAAUUCAAUAGCUACAUUGGUUUACUGGACUUUCCCGGCCUUCAGCAGUCUCCCUCUGGGGCCAGUUUUCAAGACUUUUGUAUUAACUUGGCCGUUGAAAAAAUCCAUCAGACCUUGUAUUCUAACCUAUUUCCUUCGGAUUCUAUGCUGGAGGAAGCUUUAGGCUCGCCACUGCCAUUCCUCGAUCCCGCUCAUUGGACCGAUCUGUUAACCCGUAAAGCGGGCAUCUGCGCUCUGACCAAUACAAUGACAGAACAAUGGCAUAAAGGCAAGCGAAAGGUGACUGACGAACAUCUCGUCGAUACUCUUACUAAGUAUAACUCCAACCAUCCAUCGUUUGCUAUCCAAACGUCGUCUACCAAUGCUCGUCAUUUCACCGUGCGUCACUUUGUCGGUCCCGUUACCUACGAUCCCACUGGUUUUACCAGCCGCAACAGUAGCCAGAUCCCCAUCGACUUUGUCUCUGUGUUCCGAGGGAGUGCCGACAUGCCGCCCUGUUCCAAUGCGUUUGUCGCUGAACUUUUUUCAGACACCAUGUUGGCGGUGCAGCAUCAUCCAUCUCACACAUCCACCAUCGUUAGUGCUCAACCAAUGCAAAACCUUUCACGCCACCCUUCCACCAAAAAAACACGCAACGACGCGGACGAUACAAGCACAUCAAAAACCAGCUCGACUGUGCUGUCCCAAAUCCAACCCGCUUUGGAUGGCCUUGAAUCUUCUUUGCAAGAAUGCAACCUCUGGGGUAUAUUCUGCAUUCGGCCUAAUCAAAAUGGCCAUUCGACCCAAUUUGAUUCAAAGUACGUGCUAUCCCAAGUGCAAGCGUACCAUUUGACCACCAUUGCGGAACGCGCCAAGGUCGAUUACCCCGUGGCAUGGUCGCACCAAGAUUUCUUGGAUCGAUACGCUAUCCAGCUUCACGCUCUCGAUAUUGACCCUCAUCGUCUGGCUCGGACUCGCCUCGACAUGGUCGCGGCCGCUUUAGCAUGGUCAUCCACCGACAUGUUGGUGGGAUCGGAAAAGGUCUAUCUGAGUUUCUCAGCGUGGCAUCAGUUGGAAAAUCAGAUGCGUGCUUGGGAAAAAGACGGUCAGCGCCAAGCCAGGGAUACAAGCAAGAGCAUGCAGGAUCCAGAUAAUUUACGUGCAGUGGCGGUGGCGGCAGGGUUGCCACCGCCCAUUCCUGCUUCUAUCACCACAGAGAGUCAGCGAUCGUUUUAUUCGGACGAUGACUACCAGCACGACAUGACCAGCACCGUGUAUCAAGAGAACGACGAAUCCUACUACGGCACCGAAUCCUAUGGCUAUUCAAACGAAACCGAAACCAAAGCGGCUAUUGGCACGAUUCCGCUCACGGAAAACCUGCAAGCGCCCUUGGAAGACGAAGACGAAGACAAGCAAACCAUGACUGCCGCGCGUAAACGGUGGCUGUUCUUUGUGUGGGCCGUUACCUGGUGGAUCCCCAAUCAGUGCUUGGUGUGGUGUGGUAAAAUGAAACGAAAAGACGUGCGCAUUGCUUGGCGUGAAAAGGUGGCUCUGUGUACCAUUAUCCUGUUCAUGUGCGGCUUUGUCAUUUGGUUCCUUGUGUUCUUUGGCGAACUGGUGUGUCCGCAUCAACAGGUGUUUUCCGAAACCGAAUUGCAGGCUCACGAUAAACAUGACAGCGAAAAGACAUACGUGGCGAUCCGAGGCGAAGUGUUUGAUUUGGGUGGUUUUGCCCCACGCCACUAUCUGAGCGGGAUCAUUCCUACCGAAAAAGUCCUGGAUUACGGUGGCAAGGAUGCCACGGAUCUGUUUCCCGUGCAAGUAUCGGCGCUUUGUGAAGGCAUCAGCGGCGAGGUAUCACCGUACGUGUCGCUGGAUUACCGUCGCAACCUCAGUGACACCAAUGGCCAGUACCACGAUUUUCGCUUCACGUCCCAGGUGUACGAACCUAACUGGUACUAUAACCAAAUCAGCAUGUUGCGAAGAAACUACAAAGUGGGUCACAUGGCGUAUGAAAGCAAAGCCGUCCAUGAUCAAGCCACCACUGCUACCAAGGUGAACGACAUCAAGACGACGCGCAACUGGGCCAUUCUAGAUAAUCACGUCUACGAUCUCACGGCUUACACAAUGGGAGGACGGUACGCGGCCGGUCCACCUGGAGAACUCGUUCCUUCGGGGAUUGACACCAACUUCAUGGAAACAUCGGUGGUGAACCUGUUUUGGCAAAAAUCAGGCACCGAUAUCACCAAGGAAUUUUACGCUUUGAAAUUGGACGGCGCUACCAAGCAACGACAACUGGUGUGCUUGCGCAACCUCUUUUUUGUAGGCAUGCUCGAUACUCGAAAUUCGGCCAAAUGCCAGUUUUCCACCUACCUCUUAUUAAUCGUCACCUGUCUUUUGGCGAGUGUCAUUGUGUUUAAAUUCCUGGCCGCCUUGCGUAUCAGCAGCCCGCGGGCCCCGGAAGAGCACGACAAAUUCGUGAUUUGUCAAAUCACUUGCUACACCGAAGACGAAGAAUCGCUGCGAAAGACCAUUGAUUCCAUUGCCACCCUCACGUACGACGAUAAACGCAAGCUAAUGUUUAUUAUCUGCGACGGCAUGAUUAUCGGUAGCGGCAACGAUCUGCCCACACCUCGCAUCGUGCUCAAUAUUCUGGGUGUCGAUGCUCACGUGGAUCCGGAACCGUUGUCGUUUGUGUCAGUGGGCGAAGGGCAAAAACAGCACAAUAUGGGCAAAAUCUACUCUGGAUUGUACGAAGUGUCGGGUCAUGUUGUGCCGUACAUCGUGGUGGUGAAAUGCGGCAAGCCCACAGAACGUCAGAAACCCGGCAACCGCGGUAAACGUGAUUCGCAAUUGAUCCUCAUGCAGUUCCUCAACCGUGUUCACCACGAUGCCCCCAUGAACCCAUUGCAGCUGGAAGUCUAUCAUCAGAUGAAAAAUGUGAUUGGCGUGAGUCCCAGUUUCUACGAAUUCGUGCUCAUGGUCGAUGCCGACACCGAAGUCAUGCCAACGGGCUUGAAUUAUCUCGUGUCCAGCAUGGUCCACGAUUCCAAAAUUAUUGGCAUCUGCGGCGAAACCACCCUUGCCAAUGAAAAGGAUACGUGGGUGACCAUGAUUCAGGUGUACGAGUACUUUAUUUCUCACCACAUGAUCAAAGCCUUUGAAUCCCUGUUCUCGACGGUCAGUUGCUUGCCGGGUUGUUUCACCAUGUAUCGCGUCCGCACCGUCGAUAAGAAACGCGCGUUGUUUGUCAGCAACGAGGUGAUUGCCGAUUACUCGGUCAAUGUCGUCGAUACGCUGCACAAGAAGAACUUGCUCCACCUCGGCGAAGAUCGGUACCUGACCACGCUCCUGUUGAAACACUUUCCUCACUUCAAGACCAAAUUCACGGCCGACGCUCAGUGCAAGACCAAUGCCCCGGAUUUAUGGAGUGUGCUUGUCUCGCAACGCCGUCGAUGGAUCAAUUCCACCAUUCACAAUUUGGGAGAACUGGUGUUCCUUCCUCAACUGUGCGGUUUCUGUUGUUUCUCCAUGCGUUUUGUCGUAAUGCUCGACCUGAUCAGUACCUUGGUAAUGCCGGCCAUCAUGGGUUAUCUCGGUUACCUCAUCUACACCUUGGCCACGUAUGACGGCGAUAAUAUUCCCAUCAUUUCCAUUGCCACCAUUGCCGGAACGUACGGUCUGCAGGCCCUGCUUUUCAUCCUGAAGCGAAAAUGGGAGUACAUUGGAUGGAUGCUGGUAUCGAUCCUGGCCAUUCCGGUGUUUUCGUUCUACAUUCCCAUUUACGCGUACUGGCACUUUGACGAUUUUUCAUGGGGCAACACGCGUGUCGUUGUAGGCGAAAAGGGUCGCAAAGUGGCAGUGGCGGACGAAGGCGAAUUUGAUCCCAAAACCAUCCCGACCAUGACAUGGGCCGAGUACGAAACGUCCUUGCUGGGCCACGACUGGAACGACAGUGAAUCGUAUUACAGCAGCCCCCAAGGUACCGGUCCCCUUUACGGCUCUACCAUCCAACUCCCACCACCGACAGCCCCAUCGAUGCAAUCCGGUAUCAUAGAUCAUGCCUUGCUCCCCUCGGCUGCGACUUCCCUGCCUGGACUUCCGUUGGCACCCGUGGCUACAGCGCCUUCGGUGGUUCCACGCUCCAUGGCCUCGCGCCCCGUCUCGGCAAUGACCAAAUCCACGUCGGCCAACUUGAUGAUGAACCGUAACAGACAGUCGCUCGUCAUGGAUGGAUUCGCUUUAAAUGAUGCCCAAGCCGGGCCCAACAAUGAGCAAAUCUUUACCGAAAUCAAACGGAUCCUGAGUGUCGCCGACCUGACCCAGAUCACCAAGAAACAGGUCCGAGAAGAACUCCAAGCCAUCUUUGGCGUUUCCAUGGCAGGCAAAAAAGACUAUAUUAACAUGUGCAUUGAACACAUCCUGCAAGGUGGUGGUGUCUAAUUCCUAUCUUUAUUUUUUUUUCCUUUCAAUCCUCAUUCCUCUUGCUGUUGUACAGAUGCAUUUUUUCAUGGCAAUAAUUUUUUCUUCUUCUUCCCCUUUUGUACACUAUCCAUAUUUACAGCAUUCAAUAUCAAAAUAGAAACACCGAGAACGUCCUUACAAAUGCUAUAAAGAACGUCACAUAUUUGAAUGGCCUUUAAGAAUACUACAAGCUAAACAGCUGUGCAUGCUACUCAUAAACGGUGGG